AGUAGUAAAGGUGACUUCCUGUGUGCAGGUGUGAGCAGCUGUCUGGUGAUGAUCCUCUUUGCCUCGGAGGUGAGUUUGAACCGCCUGUCGGACCGGAUCGUUAACUUUAACGAGGCGAGCUUCGUGUACCGGACGCACAGCGAGAGAUUUGGACGCUGCUUCUGGCUCUUCUUCCUCGUCUUCCUGCUGCACGCCGUCAACUUCCUGUUGAUCCGCCUGACGGGUGUGCAGUUCCCCUUCAGGGGCAAAGAGAGCGAGCUGAGCGGGGGGGCGGCCGACCUCAUGUACUGAUGGCGGGGGGGCGGCGACCUCAUGUACUGAUGGAGGGGGCGACCUCAUGUACUGAUGGAGGGGGUGACCUCAUGUACUGAUGGGGGGGAGGAGCCUAUUAGGGACAAAAGACUGAUGACAAGAAGACACAUCGGCCAUUUUUAACCCAUUUUGUGUCAGAUUGUGAUGCUAAUGCUAAUGCUAACAGACAGAGGUAGUGAAAUCUAAUCUGGUAGAAAAUAUGUUAUUUUAAACUCUUUCAAAAUUUAAAAUCUGUUUUAUCUGCAAUUUAUAAACUGUAUUAACUUGAAUAACAAUGAGUUUUGUAUUUAAUACAGAUGUAAUAUAUUUUAUUUAGCAUACUUUUCACUGUUUACUGUUUAGUAAACGUAAUGUUUUUUAUAUUAAA
Notothenia coriiceps (black rockcod) is the source of this 679-nucleotide messenger RNA. RefSeq names its product clarin-1-like. Gene Ontology annotation, biological process: equilibrioception; sensory perception of sound. The annotation marks the transcript as partial. The transcript has a single exon. The record is from RefSeq and is a predicted model, not a curated record. NCBI's taxonomy places the organism in Eukaryota, Metazoa, Chordata, Actinopteri, Perciformes, Nototheniidae.